This is a messenger RNA of Paramecium tetraurelia, 837 nucleotides long. RefSeq lists its product as uncharacterized. NCBI's taxonomy places the organism in Eukaryota, Ciliophora, Oligohymenophorea, Peniculida, Parameciidae. Gene Ontology annotation, cellular component: nucleus; cytoplasm. The record is from RefSeq and is a predicted model, not a curated record. The transcript has 2 exons. Gene Ontology annotation, molecular function: ATP binding; protein serine/threonine kinase activity. Gene Ontology annotation, biological process: protein phosphorylation; mitotic DNA damage checkpoint signaling.
AUGAUUUUAAAAUCUGCUAAAGAAAACGAUUCUGUUCCCACCAAAACACUCUCUAAUAUAACGAGACUGCUAAAAAACAAGGCUCAGACCAAUAAUCAAAACCCAGAACCAUCUUUACUUAAUGAAUAUAAAUUAGAAGCUUAGAUUGGACAAGGGUAAUUUGCUUAAGUUCGAAUUUGUCGAUCGAAAGACAAUGGACAGCGUUUUGCCAUGAAAAUAUAUUAGAAGAGUAAGUUAGAUCAGAAAACCUUGAAUGGAAUUCACAGAGAGAUUGCAAUUCUUAAAUAGUUGGAACAUCAGAAUAUCGUUAAAAUACAUAAUUCUUUAGAAGAUGAUAAAUGUAUUUACCUCAUGCUUAAUUUUGCUUCAUCUGUAUCACUAGCAGAAUUUACCAAAGACAGGUAGUUAUCAGAAUAACAAAUUAAAAUUAUAUUCAAGUAGUUGAUGUUGGCUGUACAAUAUUUGCACUCAAAGAGUAUAUCACAUAGAGAUAUAAAAUUGGAAAAUAUUCUAUAUAGUUAACAAAUAGUUUUGAUUGACUUCGGAUUUGCCAUUCAAACAGAUAAGUUAUGUUCAGUUUAAUGUGGAACUCCAAAUUAUAUGGCUCCUGAGUUGCUAAUCAAAUAACCAUACAAUCCAUUUGCAGCAGACAUCUGGGCAUGUGGAGUUGUAUUGCAUUAAUUAUUAGUUGGAGAAUUCCCAAAGAAUCACAAAAUAUCAAAUUCCAUAUGUGGACCAUUGUAAAGAAUUCUAUUGUCCUGUCUAGACAAGAAUGCAGAAAGAAGAUGGACUGCAGAUAAAGUAGUGAAUGAACUUAAUCAGAUUACUUAUUAAUGA